Messenger RNA from Solea senegalensis (Senegalese sole), 1942 nucleotides. RefSeq lists its product as uncharacterized. Lineage: Eukaryota; Metazoa; Chordata; Actinopteri; Pleuronectiformes; Soleidae. The record is from RefSeq and is a predicted model, not a curated record. The coding region runs from base 78 to 1493 and encodes 471 amino acids. Gene Ontology annotation, biological process: cell surface receptor signaling pathway. The transcript is spliced from 14 exons. Gene Ontology annotation, molecular function: transmembrane signaling receptor activity.
UACUGAUCUGUCAAGGGAACUCUGAUCACUGGAGGGUGAGGACAUCUCCGGAAAGCAUCCUACACCAGUGUUCUGCGAUGACAAUGAGAGGAGCCAUAUGUACCACGCGACAGUUACGGCGUGGAAGUGCAGUGCACUGGUGUGAGUCGGCAUCGGGAGAGUUCAGCAAUGCAGUCAACAUCACUGUCUCGGAUGAAUACUGUGACAUUAUCCUGGUAAGCCCUGCCCAACCUGUGUCCCAGGGAGAUUCGGUGACUCUUCGCUGCACAUCAAACACAGGAAACACUCCCUCCUCCGCCGCGGCUUUCUAUCACAACGACAAACUCAUCCAAAGUGAUUCCCGUGAGCUGAAAAUCCCAGCAGUGUCGAAGUCAGACGAAGGUUUCUACAAGUGUCGGCACAAGGGAUCCGUGUCAGCGCAGAGCUGGAUGUCGGUGAAGGAGAACGUGAAGGAAAGCUCGUCAUUCCCCGAGUUGUCGAUCAUUUUACUGAUUUGUGGAACAUUGCUGAUAAUUCUGCUGCUGCUGCUGCUGCUGCUGCGGUAUCGUUGCGACCUAAAACCAACAAGUCUGUGCUGUAACAGGAGGGGGAACCCCAGCGCUGCCACCGACCAGCCAACAGCCAACCAUGAAGAAAACCAACAGCAUCUCUAUUCGGCGCUCCUCCACGGAGAGGUUUGUGUCUACGACUCACUCCGACGCUCUGAGAACUCCAGAGAAGUACAAGCACUGGCACAGACGCCCGUCGUGACCCUGACACCAGAGUGGCCAAAGUUAUACGAACAGGAGAUGAUCACACUGACGUGUGUGAUUCAGGGCGGCGGGGACGCAGAGUGGACGUACUCCUGGCAAACAAGCAGCUCAGUGUCACCUCCAGAUUCGGACAGUUACCCCAUGGAGGCAGAAGUGUCCCACAGUGGAUUCUACAAGUGCAGAGGCCAGAGCAAAGGCUUUACAACAGAGUGGAGUGAUCCUUUCAAACUGGAGAUACACAACUAUGUGCCAAUACCAGUCCUCACUGUGGCUCCAAUAUGGCAGAGUGCUGGAGCACCAAUUAUGCUAACCUGUCAGAUGGAAUAUCCAUCUGCGGGAUGGAGCUUCUACUGGUAUGAGGUUCUUCAACAUGGAAGAUAUGAAAUUCAAUACACGAUGAUGCCUGGAAAUGGGAAUGAAGAAAAUUCCUACGUCGUUUACAUGCCGACGUCAAACACCACGUCAUACGUGUGUCGAGCUGGAAGAGGAGAACCCAUGUAUUACUCUGAGUUGAGUGAACGGACCUGGGCUCAAGCAGGAGAGUUUGGGAACACCAUCAACCUCACCACGAACAGGCCCAAGCCUGAGACGCCCUCAGUAGUUGCAGCACUGUUUGCUGGGUUAGUCUCUGCAGUUGUGCUGAUGGUCCUCCUGAUGUUGCUGUAUCGCCUCCUCAAGUUCCCCGAUACAAACAGGAACAGUGAUCCUCGACGUUUCAGGUGCAGCACUGAGCUGGACUAACCGGUCAACCCAACCCAGCAGCACGUAUAUUCCUCUCUCCUUGAAGGCGACACUUGUGUCUACAAAACGAUCAAAGGUUUCAAAAGAUCUGGAAAUGACAUUCUUCUUUUUUAGGCGGAGUAAAGAACGCAGUGGCACUGUUUCCGGAGAAAAUCUGAAUCCGAUUAGUCCCCCUGGUGGCCUGAGUGCAAAUUGCAGCCCGUCCUACAGCCGUAGUGUCAUAGAUGUGUAUUUCCCUUGUUAUUUGUCCUAUUAAACCUUCAUUUCUGAAGGUGGUUUAAGUUUGUCACCGUGUUUUGUUUUGUUUUUACAGAGAAUCUGACACAUUAAUUUGUUUUGUACAGCGUAACUUUAAAAAAAAACAAAAAAAACUUUGUUUAUGCUUUAACUGCUUUGGUGCGGCUUCAUUUGUAAAUGAUAUUUGUAAUAAAACAGGACAUAAGAAUAUA